Lolium rigidum is the source of this 1941-nucleotide messenger RNA. RefSeq names its product probable serine/threonine-protein kinase At1g01540. NCBI's taxonomy places the organism in Eukaryota, Viridiplantae, Streptophyta, Magnoliopsida, Poales, Poaceae. The record is from RefSeq and is a predicted model, not a curated record. The transcript has 8 exons. Gene Ontology annotation, molecular function: protein kinase activity; ATP binding. Gene Ontology annotation, biological process: protein phosphorylation. The coding region runs from base 1 to 1941 and encodes 646 amino acids.
AUGAACUUCGAUGAGACGCGACAGCAGGCGGAAGCCCUCGCGCCACCGCCGGCCGUCACGUGCGAGGUGAGGCAGCGCCAGCGCGAGCUCGAGCAGCGCCUCGUCGUCCCCGAGCGGGACGAGUACAUGCGCCUCGAGUGGGCGCAGCGCUUCCCGGAGGAUGUGGCCGUGGAGGUCGCCUUCUACACCGAGAAGGAAGAGGCGAAGGUGACGCAGAAGGCGGCGAAGAAGCGCGACCGAGAGGCGAGGAGGGCGAAGAAGAAGGAGAAUGAGGAGAAGGCCGCGAGGAAGAAGGUGGAGAAGAAGAAUGGUGCCGCUAGGGGGCGGCAGCGAGCGCCGAGCGCGAGUGUCAAGCUGGCCGGGCGCGAGCUGAGGGCGCGCGGAAGCGCAAUGCAUCCGCCGCCGCCUCCGCCGAUGCUGACCAACGCGCUGACGCACAGGACGCCGGUGCUGGGGCUGCGGCUGUGGGUGGUGGUCGGCCUCGCCGUCGGCGCCGCCUUCCUGCUCCUCCUCGCGCUCAUCGCGGUCUACUUCGCCGCGGCGGCGCGCCGGCGCCGUCCCAAGCCGACGAAGCAGUCCGCCGCGCCGCACGCGGCGCCGAUGUCGCCCGCGGCCAUCCCGCCGGUGUCGAAGGAGAUCCAGGAGGUGGCCAUCCACGUCGGCUCCCUCCGGCACUACCUCGAGAUGGGCGCCGCGUACCUCAAGGACAAGGAGGGCGGCGGCGGGGACGGCGACUCGCUGUGCGGCAGCGUGGCCACGCACGGCUCGCAGCGCGUGCACAUCGAGGCCGGCAAGGGCCGCCGCAUGGUCGCGUGCGCCGCCGACGGCGGGGAGGUGUCGCCGGGGUCCGCGCAGCCCGACGCGGCGUCGGCGGCGGCGGGCCCCGAGGUGUCGCACCUCGGGUGGGGCCACUGGUACACGCUCCGGGAGCUGGACGAGGCCACCGUCGGCUUCUCCCCCGACCGCGUCGUCGGCGAGGGCGGCUACGGCAUCGUGUACCGCGGCGUGUUCGCUGACGGCCACGAGGUGGCUGUCAAGAACCUCCUCAACAACCGGGGGCAGGCGGAGCGGGAGUUCACGGUGGAGGUGGAGGCGAUCGGGCGCGUCCGCCACAAGAACCUGGUCCGCCUGCUCGGCUACUGCGCCGAGGGAGCACACCGGAUACUGGUGUACGAGUACGUCGACAAUGGCAACCUGGAGCAGUGGCUCCACGGCGACGUCGGCCCGGUCAGCCCGCUGUCUUGGGACGCCCGGAUGAACGUCGUGCUCGGGACCGCCAAAGGGAUCACCUACUUGCACGAGGGGCUGGAGCCCAAGGUGGUGCACAGGGACAUCAAGUCCAGCAACAUUCUGCUGGACAAGCAGUGGAACUCCAAGGUCUCCGACUUCGGCCUCGCCAAGCUACUCGGCUCCGACAGCAACUACGUCACCACCAGGGUCAUGGGAACAUUUGGCUAUGUGGCGCCGGAGUACGCGAGCACGGGCAUGCUGACGGAGAGGAGCGACGUGUACAGCUUCGGAGUCCUCGUAAUGGAGAUCAUCUCCGGCCGAUGCCCAGUCGACUACGCGAGACCGCCCGGGGAGGUUAAUCUCGUGGAGUGGCUGAAGAAGAUGGUGAGCAACAGGGACUACGAAGCGGUGUUGGAUCCCAAGCUGCCGGAGAAGCCGAGCUCCAAGGCGCUGAAGAAGGCUCUCUUGGUCGCGCUGAGGUGCGUGGAUCCAGACUCACAGAAGCGGCCCAAGAUGGGGCAUGCCAUCCACAUGCUCGAGGUCGACGACUUCCCCUACCGAGAUGAUCGGCGGACUCUACGGCCGUGCCAAGGAAGUCCCCUUGAGAAAGCAAGAGUUCCGGGGAAGCCGGUGACGGAAUCUGGUUAUAGCAGUUGCUACGAUGGCAACAGCACUGCUGCCACGACGCCUUCCAGGUUGCAAGAGAACUAG